Molecule: messenger RNA, 4583 nt
Organism: Suricata suricatta (meerkat)
Lineage: Eukaryota; Metazoa; Chordata; Mammalia; Carnivora; Herpestidae
Gene: RNF157
Product: ring finger protein 157
Exons: 19
Coding region: 1-2052 (683 amino acids)
Biological process (GO): protein ubiquitination
Cellular component (GO): cytoplasm
Molecular function (GO): ubiquitin protein ligase activity
Source: RefSeq, a predicted model, not a curated record
AUGACUGAUGUCCCCGAAACCCUGGCCAUUCGCACUUCUGACGGCUGUCUGUUCCAUGUCCCUGUGUCUCCCUGUCUAGGAAGCUAUUUUGCCAGCCACUUCAUCAUGGGAGGAGAGAAGUUUGACUCCACGCACCCCGAAGGUUACCUCUUUGGCGAGAACAGUGAUCUGAACUUCUUGGGGACCAGGCCAGUGGCGUUUCCUUACGCCGCCCCACCUCCCCAAGAGCCCGUGAAGAGCCUGAGAAGCCUGAUCAACAUCCGAAAGGACACCCUAAGACUCGUAAAGUGUGCCGAGGAGGUGAAGACCCCCGGAGAAGGGACGGGCAGGGCCAGAGCCCACUACAACGUGGAGUUCACCUUUGACACCGACGCCCGGGUGGCCAUCACCAUCUACUAUCAGGCCACGGAGGAGUUCCAGAACGGGAUUGCCAGCUACACGCCCAAGGACAACAGCCUGCAGUCGGAGACGGUGCACUACAAGCGGGGCAUCUGCCAGCAGUUCUGCCUGCCGUCCCACACCGUGGACCCCUCGGAGUGGGCAGAGGAGGAGCUUGGCUUUGACCUGGACCGGGAGGUGUACCCUUUAGUGGUCCACGCGGUGGUGGAUGAAGGAGACGAGUAUUUUGGCCAUUGCCAUGUACUGCUGGGCACUUUUGAAAAGCACACCGACGGCUCGUUCUGCGUCAAGCCCCUCAAACAGAAGCAAGUGGUAGAUGGGGUCAGCUACCUCCUUCAGGAGAUCUAUGGAAUUGAAAACAAGUACAACACACAAGAGUCUAAGGUGACUGAGGACGAGGUCAGCGACAACAGUGCUGAGUGUGUGGUGUGUCUCUCGGACGUCCGGGACACCUUGAUUCUGCCCUGCCGCCACCUCUGCCUGUGCAACACGUGCGCCGACACCCUGCGCUACCAGGCCAACAACUGCCCCAUCUGCCGACUGCCCUUCCGGGCACUGCUUCAGAUCCGCGCCAUGAGGAAAAAAUUGGGCCCCUUGUCCCCAACCAGCUUCAACCCCAUCAUCUCCUCCCAGACAUCUGACUCGGAAGAGCACUCAUCCUCAGAGAACAUUCCGCCCGGUUAUGAAGUGGUGUCUCUUCUGGAAGCCCUCAAUGGGCCCCUCACCCCAUCCCCGGCGGCUCCUGCCCUCCAUGUGCUUGGAGACAGCCACCUCUCAGGCAUGCUCCCCUCGUAUGGCAGCGAUGGCCACCUGCCCCCUGUCAGGACGCUGUCCCCGCUAGACCGCCUGUCUGACUGUGGCGGCCAAGGAGUCAAGCUCAAAAAGAGUCUCUCCAAGUCUGUCUCCGAGAACUCCUCCGUGUUGCAUGAAGAGGAGGAUGAGCGUUCUUGCAGCGAGUCAGAGACCCCGCUCUCUCAGAGACCGUCGGCUCAGCAUCUGGAAGAGGAAUGUGGCGUGACUCCAGAAAGUGAGAAUCUCACCAUGUCAUCGUCGGGAGCCAUUGACCAGUCGUCUUGCACAGGGACGCCUCUCUCCUCCACCAUCUCCUCCCCGGAAGACCCUGCCAGCAGCAGUCUGGCCCAGUCCGUCAUGUCCAUGGUAUCGUCCCAGAGCCGCCACUCCCAGAUCAGCACCGACACGGUCUCCUCCAUGUCGGGCUCGUACGUCGCCCCCGGCACUGAGGAGGACGGAGAGGCGCUCCCGUCGCCCCGGACCGCCAGCAGGGCCCCCUCAGAAGAAGGAGAGGUGACGCCGGCAGCCUCUCCGGACAGCAACUUCGUUGGCCUCGUCGCCGAGGAGCAGGACGCGGAGGGAAAUGAUGUUAUAGAGGAAGAGGAUGGAUCCCCCACACAAGAAGAUGGCCAGAGGACACGCGCAUUUCUAGGUAUGGAGUGUGACAAUAACAAUGACUUUGGCAUCGCAAGCGUGAAAGCACUGGACAAUAAGCUGUGCCCUGAGGUCUGCUUACCUGGCACCUGGCCGGCCGAUGACAACGUUGCCAGUGGUCGGCACACACGGCGCCCGCGCUUACCAUCCGGCAGCCUGGAGGACCCCCAGGACAGGCCUUGCGUGUGGGGUCCUUUGGCCGUCUGAGAGCCUGCCCCCUGUCCCUGGCCUCCCCCCGACCCUCACAUCCCAUCCUGGCCUCACUGGACGGCCGGCCUCCUGGGCGUCCUCGGUGAAACCACGAAGACUGUCUACAUCUAGAUGUGGAGGUCAGCCUGCCCCUGCUCCCAGCACCCUUCCCCUCCCAGAAGGAACGGGAAGCCGCCUCUCCUCGGGGGCCAAAGCCUCUCCGUGAACUGCAGCUCCGGAGACCUUCUGCAUGGACUCUCUGGGAGGCACCCACCUUGAUCUUCAGGUGGACCCGAGGUCGUUGUUCCCUGUGCACCUUUUCCUCCUAAGGGGGCACCACCAAGAAGACCUGGAGUCUUGGCAGCUUUGUUAUGAACACACCUCUGGCAUUUUCUGGAACAUCAUAAGCAAUUUGAAAUCUCUAGCGUGGGGUGGGGCUGGGGUGGCCCCAUUAGCCGAGUUUCCCUCAAAAACAUCAGGAGCUCCUUUCUUUACGACGAGAAACUGUGGCAACCAAAAACAACCGUCCUUGCUUCUGGUCACAGAGCUAGUCCCCCGGACCUCGUGCGUCUGUCUGCUUAGGAAGGAGGCCUCGAAUCUGAGAAUCCCCCCCAGUUACAAGGUUACCCUUGGGAGGGUUACUGACCGUCAGGUGCAACCCUGAAGGCCCGGCGCUCCAUCGUAAGGCGACUUUCCAAAAAACACAUCUUCGACCACCUCGUGCGCCAGGUAACCGUGUCAGGAGCUGUCGGACGUUCUCACGGUUCAUCACUACAGCCCGGUCAGGGGGGACUCCUGUUGUCACUGUCCCUGUCCCCCAUGAAACAGUUGAAGAAACUGUGUGAAUGGUCAAAGAAACAGGCUGAGAGGAGUGGAGCAGGGAUUCUCGAGCUGGGGCCUCCCCACCCCAAGUGGUCCCCUUCCCUGCCUUCCGGACCUGCCGAGCUGGAGCAGGGGAGGGGGAGGUGCUUGGCCCACGGGCUCUUUAGAGAUUCAGAGAUUCUACUGUUCAGACCACAUCCACCCCCCCCCACCCCGCCCCCACCACUCCACAGCCCCGUGCAAGGCGGAAGUCUGGAACAGCAAGACCAGGCUGCGGGCUGCUGGGAGUUUCUGCUCUCUCCGUCGGUGGGUCCCACACAGUUCUUGGACGCAUGUGUUGUCUCCUGGCUUUGGGAAAAGGUGCUCUUUCAGUGGAGGAUGAGACCCGGCAAUCUGUGAGGCCGAGAAGCCACAGAGCCGUGGGCUCUGACCGUCAUGGUGGCCUGUCUUUGUAUUUGGAACUGUUACCCUGGGGUUUCCGACACCCCAAAGAGGGCCCCAUGCCCAGGGGAUCCUCACCCCUUCCACGUAGCUUCUUUCCACUGGCAGCGGGGGUGGGGGCCGGAGAGCCUUGCCUGGCCUAGUGGUUAUGGCUCAGGUCCUGCCCUGGUUGGGGGAAUGCCUGCUGUCCCAACAGACACGACAUGGGUCACCCCUGAAUCUCAGCUUCUGUCUUGAGUCCCCACGUCCCUUCUCUGAGGCCUCCUGGGGCCUCUGGACUCUGCUGCUUCGGGCCCCAGGCCUUGUCCUUCUUCCCCCAACACUCCCACGGCCCCUUUUGCGGUUGAGAUUGGAGCAAUAACCCCACUUCCUGAUUUCCUUGAAGUUGAAGCCCCAUGGAGCAGGGAUCUUCCCUCAGCCUGGAGAGGGGGGCACACAGCCUCGCCUCGCCUCGUGGCAGGUCGUUAUCACCGUGGGGUGUUAGCGGAGAUGAAGGAGAUGUAGGUAAACAGCAGGAGCCCUGAGAGGAAGCCAUUAUCAUUGCCCCUCCUGGAGGAUCUGCGUCCCUUACAGCCCAGGCUGGGUCAGAAAUGGCCCUUUCACUCCUGUUCCUCAGCCUGAUCCGUCUGUCUCUCUGUCUCUCUGUCUCUCCUACCUCUUUGUUCUCCUUUGGCUCUUAGGCAAGCAGAAAGACCCCAUCCAGAGGAGCUGGUCUUUAGUCGACUUGAUCAGGGAACAGGGCAGCCCCCGACCUGACCGCGCCCAGUCCGUCAUCUGGGGACAGUUGUGUUAUAAGCAACGGAUCCAUAGGGGAUGGGGUGGGGCCUGGGCGCUCACACGAAGGCACAGACCACCUGGAACCUGUGGCUGCGGCCAGCUCCAGUCCCAGCUCGCCCAUGGCCUCCAGGGGAGCUGAUUUUGGCCGCACAGAGCCUUGCUCCUCCACCCAGUUCCACCCAUCAGUCUAGGCCGCACUGGGGCACCUCCUGGGCACAGAACUGCACACUUUGAGCCCUCUCACCUCGGGAGAGCUCGUGUGCUGUCCACCUGAUCUUGGCAUGCUGGUUGAUCACUUUGCUUUAGGACCUGCACACCUGGCGUGUGUGUGUGUGUGUGUGUGUGUGUGUGUGUGUGUGUGUGUACUGUUUGUGCCAUCAGUGUGCCCCUCUUGCUCCGUGGGGUACACUCGUGGGCACACUACAGUGGGGACAUCAAGGAUGCAAUAUGUAUGGAUUGCUGCAUGAUUCUUUAAAGCGAAUAAAACUGUUUACACGGGAAGGAAAGCA